Penicillium cataractarum is the source of this 1176-nucleotide messenger RNA. RefSeq names its product sialidase family protein. Bases 1 to 1176 code for a protein of 391 amino acids. The record is from RefSeq and is a predicted model, not a curated record. The transcript has a single exon. Lineage: Eukaryota; Fungi; Ascomycota; Eurotiomycetes; Eurotiales; Aspergillaceae.
AUGGCCACCACGACAAUCACUGUUGCCCCCGAGUUUCGAUCCAGCCUCCAAUUCCAAGGGCGCGAGAAAUACAACUUCGCCGAGGCAUUUAUUCCGGCUCUCACGACACAAUGCCACGCGUCAAAUCUUCUUCUCCUUCCCAAUGGCGAUCUCCUCUGCGCUUGGUUUGGAGGCAGCAUUGAGGGCCGACCCGAUAUUUGCAUUUACAUGUCUCGUCUUCCAGCCCAUUCAAAUAACUGGGAAGAUGCGGUGAAAAUGACUCAUGAUCACACUCGAAGCGAACAAAAUCCCGUCUUCUUCCGAGUUCCCUCUACGGGAGAAAUCCGGCUCCUAUACACAUCGCAAGAUGCGGGAAACCAAGACUCUGCAAUCGUGAAGCAAGUGGCUUCCAUUGACGGAGGGAAAAGUUGGACGGAUCCUACAGUACUCUUUGAAGAACGGGGUACAUUCAUCAGGCAGCCCAUUCAGGUCCUCAAAGACGGAACAUGGGUUGUACCAAUCUUCAAAUGCCGUGCAGAGCCAGGUGAGCGAUGGCUUGGAAGCGAUGACAUAUCGUGCAUUCGCAUAUCCACGGAUGAAGGACGCACUUGGUCGGAGAGAGAAGUACCCAAUAGCUAUGGAUGCGUCCACAUGAAUAUCCGGGAGCUCAGCAAUGGUACCUAUCUGGCUCUCUACCGAAGUCGUUGGGCCGAUAACGUGUACAUGUCAACAUCCUCCGAUGGCCUUGACUGGAGUGAGCCCAAGGCGACAAUUUUACCAAACCCUAACGCAGGAAUCUGCUUCGAUGUUCUACCUUCCGGAAGAGUCGUCCUCGUCUAUAACCAUUCUUCGAAGAAAGACGCUGUCGGUCGGCGAGAUGGUCUUUACGAUGACAUCAGUGAUGAAAGCGAUACAAGAACCAAUCAGAAGAACAAGCAUGGAAAGGAGGCUUUUUGGGGUGCGCCAAGAGCACCACUUUGUGUUGCUUGGAGCGAUGAUGAUGGAUCUUCUUGGAAGUGGAAGACCUUGGAAGAAGGAGAUGGGUAUUGUUUAACAAAUAACAGCGAACAGAAGCUGAAUCGGGAGCUUUCAUACCCCAGUAUCACCAUUCAGAGCGACGGUUCGCUUCACAUCGCGUUUACCUUCUGGAGGCAGCGGAUCAAGUACGUCCGCCUAGGAGAAGACUUUUUAAGUUAA